AUGGCAAGCGCCAGAAUUACCAAGCAACUUCUUCUACGCCUCAGUAUUUACAACUACAAGGCUGAGAGCAAGUCUGAGGAAGAGACACACAACAAUUACCACUCCCCUUCCUACUUCCAGGAGAUCAUCCAAAACCUCAAUACCCAGGAUGAGCGAGGUUUGGCCAUUGAUGACCGUGACUUCGUUGUCAAGUUCUAUUUCCACCAAUUCGAGGAAGUCGCAAAAUUCACUUUGGAUCCCGAGUUUAAGGCCAUGCAGCAAGAGAAAGAGCCUUGGGUCUCUAAAUACCGUAUUGUGACAAGUUUGGGAUGGGUCGAAAACUUAUUUCAGGAUGGCAAGGUUGUCAAUAUUCAGGAUGGAAUUGCAAGCUUCCCCGACUUUGUUACCAUGACUGACUUGUCAACUCCGGGUAGUGAUAGUCAGUAG
This is a messenger RNA of Talaromyces amestolkiae, 426 nucleotides long. RefSeq lists its product as uncharacterized. The record is from RefSeq and is a predicted model, not a curated record. The transcript is spliced from 2 exons. The coding region runs from base 1 to 426 and encodes 141 amino acids. NCBI's taxonomy places the organism in Eukaryota, Fungi, Ascomycota, Eurotiomycetes, Eurotiales, Trichocomaceae.